This is a messenger RNA of Solanum lycopersicum (tomato), 1700 nucleotides long. The record is from RefSeq and is a predicted model, not a curated record. Lineage: Eukaryota; Viridiplantae; Streptophyta; Magnoliopsida; Solanales; Solanaceae.
UCCUUUUCAAUAUACAUACAAAUUCCUCUUAUAUAUUUCUCUUCUUUUCAAUUUUUAUUUUUAAAAAAAUGUCUCCAUCAUUGGCAAAAUCUAGUGAAAAAUUGAAGAAUGAAAUUGAAGAUUAUCAUAAAGGAGUAAAGUAUUUGCAUGAAAGUGGAAUUCAAAAAGUUCCAAAGAAAUACAUUUUUCCUAUUUCAGAAAGACCAAAUUGUUAUACUAUAAAUGAAAAUCCACAAGUUGCUAGCAAACACAAUCUUAAGUUGCCUGUCAUAGAUUUUUCUCAACUCUAUGGUCCUAAUAGAGCUCAAGUUCUUGAUUCACUCUCCUAUGCCUGUGAAAACUAUGGAUUUUUUCAGUUGACAAACCAUGGGAUUCCAGAAGAGGUAAUAAAAAAUAUGGUGGAUGUUGGAGGAAGGUUUUUUGAUCUUCCAUUAGUAGAAAGGGAAAAGUACAUGACAAAAGACAUGACAACACCAGUUAGAUAUGGGACAAGUUUUAAUCAAACAAAAGAUGGUGUCUUUUGUUGGAGGGACUUUCUCAAGCUUGUUUGUGACCCUCUUCCUCAAGUCCUUCCUCAUUGGCCUUCUUCUCCUUCUUAUUUUAGGGAAAUGGCAGUUACAUACUCUAAAGAGACCAAAAUCUUAUUUAUAAAGUUAGUGGAAGCCAUCCUAGAAAGUCUUGGAAUUAACGUUGCAACAAAAAACAAGACACAACAAAAUGAUGAAGAAAUAAUGUUAAAAGAAUUUGAAGAUGGAAGCCAGCUAAUGGCUGUUAAUUUUUAUCCACCUUGUCCUAAUCCUGAUUUGACACUUGGAAUGCCACCUCAUUCUGAUUAUGGAUUUUUAACUCUUCUACUCCAAGAUGAAGUUGAAGGUUUACAAGUCAAGUCCAAUGAUGAUUGGGUCACUAUUCAACCCAUCCCUAAUGCUUUUGUGGUCAAUGUUGGUGACCACCUCGAGAUAUUUAGCAAUGGAAAAUACAAAAGUGUGUUACAUAGAGUUCUUGUGAACUCUUUAAAGUCAAGAAUUUCAGUGGCUUCUUUGCAUAGUCUUCCAUUCAAUAGCAUAAUAAAGCCAUCACCUAAAUUAAUUAGUGAAACAAAUCCAAGUCUUUACAAAGACACAAAUUUUGCUGCAUUUCUUGAAUACUUAAAAUCUUGUGAUUCCACUAAUAAAAGUUUCCUUGAGACAAGAAGGUUAACAUGAAAAAAAAAAUGAAAUCGAACACUACCAGACAAGUUUGAUUUUAUCUGAAUCUUUAUUGAAAAAAAAAAAGAAGUUAUUCACCCGUCACUAUAAUAUUUAUACUAAAUUCCAUCAAUUCAUUAAACAUGAUGGUUGCGCUCUUGGAUGAUUAAUUAAUCACCAGACCAAUGAAGAGACUCUCCAGAAUAUGCAUUUUAAUAAAAGAAAAUUUGUUGAAAUUUUGACAAUCGACCUUUCAAUAGAAUGUACUAUUUAAUAAUCGAUCACCAGAUCAAUGAAGAGACUCUCUAGAAUGUGCAUUUUAAUAAAAAAGAAUUUGUUGAAAUUUCGACAAUCGACCUUUCGGUAGAAUGUACUGGGAAAUGAAGUGCAGCCAAAGAAUUAGGAGAAUUUGGACAAGUUUUGUUUAUUUUGACUUUUUCAUUAUUAGUUACUAUUUUUUGUAAUUGGUUAGAUCAAUUAUUAAUAGAAAUUAUUGGUUUGGUAUAUAGUUCA